CCCUCACUAAUCGCCCGUUCAUCGCGCCGACCCACUCCCCUGUGCAUCAACACGAGGUCCACGCAUUCUCAACAUGUCAAGUCCCUCCACACGGCUUUUUGUGUGCCAAAAGUGCAACCAACAACUUGGCAUUGACGAGUCGCUUCAGGACAUCAAUUCCGCUGCAUUUGACCUUCUACUCGGACCCCUUUCGGACCAGAAUGGAAAUACCUCUGGAGCAGGAAGCGACCGACAAUCUCAGCAAUCAGGUUCAUCCCAGGGUCACCGAAGACCAGGGAGUUCUUCUGGCGACACGAGUCGUCCAGAACCCGUCUUUACUCGCACUAUUCCACCGCACAAUCACUCUUCAAAUACGCGGAUAGGCGGUCAGGACCCAGGUGGUUAUAACUCGAAUCUACUCCAUCCCGGAAUAGACGCAGCAGAGUCGUUUAUUAUGCUCCCCAAAGGACACCCUUCGGACGCAACUCACCAACAACUCAAUAGCCCAAAUAACCAAGCAUUUUACUCCAGGGGAUCCAUACCGCCAUCAGGAAGCUAUCAGGGCGUCAAACCGCUUAACAGUGGGAACGGCACCAGCAGCAAUGUAUUAUCCGUGAAUGGAAACCAGAUAGGAGCAGGAGGAAGCAGCAGCCGGCUAAAGUCUUCCGCAAAUGGGGCUGGUGAUGUCAUGGAUAGCAUGCACACGGAUAGGACAACAAAAGCAAACCGCCUGCGGACGACAGGAAAGCUGUUCGAUCUUAUGUCGGCCAAGUCUGAUAUUGAUCACCCACUUUGUCAUGAGUGUGCUGAGAUGUUGCUGGACUCUUUAGCGAAGCAACUGCGAGACGUUUCAAGGGAGCGUGAUUGCUAUAUUGAUUUUCUGCGAACUGUCAAUUCGAACGUGGCGAGCGAUGCAGAGAUGGAGGCACUCGAAAAUGAGAUCAAACAGAUACAGCUGGACGAGAGCGCAUCCAUUCAAGCACUUCGCAAUAUCGAGGAGCAGCAGACGGCCGUUCGGGAAGAGAUUGUUAUGCUUGAGAAAGAGUCUUUGGAAUUGGACAAGGAGGAGGAAAGGUAUUGGCAGGAAUGCAAUGAGUUCCAAUUGGCGCUUCAGGGUUUCCACAACGAAAGGGACAGCGUCAAUCUCAAAUACGACUAUGAUACAAGGCAGCUGGAAAAGCUGCACAAGACUAACGUUUACAACGAUACCUUCUGUAUUGGACACGAUGGACAUUUUGCAACAAUCAAUGGAUUCAGACUGGGAAGACUUCCUACACAACCCGUAGACUGGCCCGAGAUCAAUGCGGCAUGGGGACAGACCUUGUUAUUGCUCCAUACCAUCGCCAACAAGCUGAACUUCACUUUCAAGACCUAUCGACUUGUUCCUCUCGGAUCCUUUUCACGCAUUGACAAGAUCGAGGGCGAUCGGGCGAGUUAUGAGCUAUACGGAUCGGGCGAAUUUGCUAUCGGACGUGUGUUCUUGAACAGGAGGUUCGACAACGCCAUGGUGGCGUUCUUGAAUUGCCUUCAACAACUCGGCGACUAUGCAGAGCAACAAGGGCCAAAGCUAGAACUCCCGUACAAAAUCAACAAGGACCGCAUUGGAGACGCGUCUAUCAAGCUGCAGUUCAGCCAGGGCGAGACAUGGACCCGCGCGCUGAAAUAUACUCUGACCAACACCAAGUGGAUUCUCGCCUACGCCUCCAGUUCUGCGGCCUCAAACAUGACUUCUUACACGCCAUCAGCACCGUCAUUGCCUAUCUCAAGAAGGUCGUCGCCUGCAGUCAAGAGCAGCAGCAGCGCUCAUACAAACGCUCCGUAGGCAUGCAAAUAAACAUGAGAUUUUUUAAUUGUUGCGG
This is a messenger RNA of Gamsiella multidivaricata, 1838 nucleotides long. Its product is annotated as autophagy protein Apg6-domain-containing protein. Bases 74 to 1801 code for a protein of 575 amino acids. Lineage: Eukaryota; Fungi; Mortierellomycota; Mortierellomycetes; Mortierellales; Mortierellaceae. The record is from RefSeq and is a predicted model, not a curated record. Gene Ontology annotation, biological process: autophagosome assembly; cellular response to nitrogen starvation; late endosome to vacuole transport. Gene Ontology annotation, cellular component: phagophore assembly site; phosphatidylinositol 3-kinase complex, class III, type I; phosphatidylinositol 3-kinase complex, class III, type II. The transcript is spliced from 5 exons.